AUGUCCGAACAAAAAAUUGCAAUUCUUUCGGUUUAUAAUAAAACUGGUCUUUUAGAAUUUGCUAAAGCACUCAAUGAAUUGAAUGUUCGUCUUUUGGGAUCUGGAGGUACUGCAAAGAAAAUAAGAGAGGCUGGUAUUCCUAUUUCGGAUGUCUCGGAGAUAACCAAAGCUCCUGAAAUAUUAGGAGGUCGCGUCAAAACAUUACAUCCAGCUGUACAUGGCGGCAUUCUUGCUAGAAAUAUUCAAAGUGAUGAGGCCGAUCUUAUCCAACAAAAUAUAAAAAAGAUUGGCUAUGUGGUUUGCAAUCUUUAUCCUUUCAAAGAGACAAUUGAAAAAGAAAAUAUCACUAUUGCUGAGGCCGUUGAAGAAAUUGACAUUGGUGGUGUUACUCUUUUAAGAGCUGCUGCAAAAAAUCAUGAUCGUGUUACAGUACUUUCGGAUCCAAAUGAUUACACAAAUUUCUUGACUGAAUUGAAAAAAGAUGGCCACGUAUCAGAAAAUACUCGUAGAUUAUUGGCAUUAAAAGCAUUUAAUCAUACUGCUGAUUAUGAUGAUGCAAUUUCUAAUUAUUUUAGGCAACAAUAUGCACCUAAUAUUUCUCAAUUGACAUUGCGUUAUGGAGCAAAUCCACAUCAAAAACCUGCACAAGUCUUUGUGAAAGAUGGUGUAUUACCAAUAAAAGUCCUUUCUGGUUCACCUGGUUAUAUUAAUUUGCUUGAUGCUUUAAAUGGCUGGCCUUUAGUCAAAGAACUCAAAAAUGCUCUUAAUAUACCAGCAGCCGCCUCUUUUAAACAUGUUUCACCUGCUGGAGCUGCUGUAGGGUUAUCAUUAUCUGAUAUCGAGAAAAAAGUAUAUUUUGUAGAUGACGUCAAAGAUCUUUCACCUUUGGCAAAUGCCUAUGCACGUGCUAGAGGUGCUGACAGAAUGUCUUCUUUUGGAGACUGGAUUGCUCUAAGUGAUAUAGUCGAUAUUCCCACAGCAAAAAUUAUUUCACGAGAGGUAUCUGAUGGAAUUGUUGCUCCAGGUUAUGAACCCGAAGCUUUGGAAAUUUUACGUAAAAAGAAAAAUGGCACAUACACAGUUAUUCAGGUUGACCCUGAUUAUGAACCACCUGAAACAGAAACUCGACAAGUUUAUGGAUUAUUUUUGCAACAAAAGCGUAACAAUGUUCAAAUAGAUCAAAAAUUAUUUGAAAAUAUUGUCUCAAAAAAUAAAAAUUUAUCAGAAUCUGCAAUCACUGAUUUGAUAGUGGCAACAAUCUCUUUAAAAUAUACCCAGUCCAAUUCAGUUUGUUAUGCUAAAAAUGGUAUGGUUAUUGGACUCGGCGCUGGUCAACAAUCUCGUAUUCAUUGUACAAGAUUAGCUGGUGACAAAGCUGAUAAUUGGUGGCUACGUCAUCAUCCAAAAGUUUUGGCAUUUAAUUUUAAAAAAGAAGUGAAGCGAGCCGAUAAAAGUAAUGCGAUUGAUUUAUAUAUCAUCGAUAAAAUUGGAGAAGGAUCGGAACGUGAAUCAUGGGAAUCUUUAUUUACAUCAAUACCUACACCGUUAUCACCUGAAGAACGUAAAUCACAUCUUGCCACUCUAUCAGAUGUUGCCUUAUCUUCUGACGCAUUCUUUCCUUUUUCAGAUAAUGUACACAGAGCUUCACAAUCUGGUGUUAAGUUUAUUGCUGCUCCAAGUGGUUCAAUACAAGAUGAGGCAGUUAUUAAAGCUUCUGAUGAACAUGAAAUUGUUUAG
Entrophospora sp. SA101 is the source of this 1737-nucleotide messenger RNA. The record is from the annotation of a GenBank genome assembly. NCBI's taxonomy places the organism in Eukaryota, Fungi, Glomeromycota, Glomeromycetes, Entrophosporales, Entrophosporaceae.